AUGGUCCAAGAUACAGCUUGGGUAGCUUGGGGUUGCAGGCCAACUUGGUGUACGCGGACGGUCUCAAGCGGGCAAGGCCAUAGUCGAGACGCUGGGUGCUGCAGGUACGCCGGCAACCGCCAGCAGCGGUGGCACCCAAAGCUGCCAGCACGCGGUUUUCCUCUGGUUGAAGGUAAACGGCUCUGGUGCCGCAAGCUUGGGGCUUUGCGCGGGCGCUUUCGAGCAACAGCAGACCCACCAAGCGAUGAUAAAGACGGCGCUGAGGAGUCGUCGUCGGACAAGCACGAGGAGGACGCUCAGCAGCCGCCACCUGGCGAGCGCCCGUUGCACCAGAUUCCUGGCACUUCUUUGCCGUUAGAGGAACUUCAGAAACGCAUACAACAGAUGAAGCAAACUAGGGCGAGCGCUGAUAGCCCCGAGGACGCCGCCAGAGACCAGACCACCCGUGCAGGUAACAGCGAGCGCUCUGUAUUCGAAGUCGAAGCGACUGUUGUCGAGGGAUCGCAAACGCCCUAUGACGCUUCGAAAGAGGUCUGCGUGCUUGUGUUUCGCUCGUCACCUCGUGGUGACGGGAUCUACAGUCUCCGGCUGGGCGACGAAGACAUUAUUUUGGCCUUCGAGCGGGACGUGGAGGCCAUACGCUACGCGCGUUUACUAGCGGCGCAGGAGUUUCCCGAGCCGCACGUCGAAAAACUGCAGAUAGGUGAGGUCUAUGCGUUCUGCGAACAAGCCGGCCUGCGUAUGGGACUGGUUCCAUCCGGCAUGAUGGUGAUCCCUCCAGAGGACAACAUGCCCGGCUAUGAGCGGUACUUCCGCGACGCAAAGGAUCAGGGGCCUCCAGAUCGCGAAUACGUGGGAGAGCUCACUGAACGUCAACUGAAUGAGCUGAAAAAUCGCCUUGGACGACUUGUGGACGGCGAUUCAGGGCCAAGCAGCCUCGACUAG
Messenger RNA from Cyanidioschyzon merolae strain 10D, 945 nucleotides. RefSeq lists its product as hypothetical. Bases 1 to 945 code for a protein of 314 amino acids. The record is from RefSeq and is a predicted model, not a curated record. The transcript has a single exon. NCBI's taxonomy places the organism in Eukaryota, Rhodophyta, Bangiophyceae, Cyanidiales, Cyanidiaceae.